AUGGCGGCUUCCAUCAGCAGCGAUUAUGAUUCUGAUUAUUCCUCUAUCUCUUCUGAAGAGGAUUCCAAGAUUUUUGUGGCCAAGUCACGUGCCAAUGCGGAUCAUGCUAAGGAGAUAAUAAACCGGAUGUCCCUCGAUGAGAUGAAAGCGGCUCGUGGUGAAAUCUUGAAGAGAAAAGAGAGGGAUGAGAUAAUAGCUGAUUAUCGAGAGAAGAGACGUAGAAAUCAGCAAAAAAUACUAAAAGCUGAGGAGAAACUUCGAUCUCGUCCUGAUGGUGUAGCUUCAAAAACUCAGAUGCUUCAGAUGCCGAGGAAGAAUUCAAAUAGUGAUCUCGUCGAAGAAGAAGAAUUCCCUAGCUCGGACAGUGAUUCUGAAAAAGAGUCUGAUGAGGAUUCAACAGAGGAUGAUGAUGAUGCUGAUGACGAUGAAUCCGAUGAUUAUUCUUGCUUGCGAAUAUUUCUGAAAUUAUCUAUUUGA
This is a messenger RNA of Papaver somniferum (opium poppy), 477 nucleotides long. RefSeq names its product histone deacetylase HDT1-like. NCBI's taxonomy places the organism in Eukaryota, Viridiplantae, Streptophyta, Magnoliopsida, Ranunculales, Papaveraceae. The record is from RefSeq and is a predicted model, not a curated record. The coding region runs from base 1 to 477 and encodes 158 amino acids. The transcript is spliced from 2 exons.